Molecule: messenger RNA, 2090 nt
Organism: Sphaeroforma arctica JP610
Lineage: Eukaryota; Ichthyosporea; Ichthyophonida
Exons: 3
Coding region: 105-1499 (464 amino acids)
Biological process (GO): tRNA pseudouridine synthesis
Molecular function (GO): RNA binding; pseudouridine synthase activity
Source: RefSeq, a predicted model, not a curated record
CGAGUAUAUUGUUCAUUUUCAUACAAUCAAAAGCGCACAGCAUCAGUUUACAGUUACCUUGCCAGACUGUUUGUUGUAAAGUGGCCGGGCUCUAAUAUUUAAUAAUGGCAGAAGGGGCGGUGCUGACUCAAAUCCGUAGAUUCAAAUGCACGUGCUCGUACGAUGGUACGGCUUUCUCCGGUUGGCAAUCACAGACCGAGAAAAACCUGGUUACCGUACAAGGGGUUUUGUCAAACCGUCUGACGAAGUUUCUGAGGGAGCCAACACGUGUCAUCGGAAGUGGUCGUACUGAUGCAGGCGUGCACGCCAUCGCUCAGGUUUUUCAUUUCGAUUUAAAUGUAUAUGAACCACCUGCGAGAGAAUGUGCUCUUGAUCUAUCACAAGUGGUGGAAACGGUCAAUUCGGAGAGCACAGAACAGGGUGAAACACAGACUGUGGCGCAUGACGAGUCGAAUGCUCAGAAAGCGCCUUAUAGCCAUCAAGAUGUUAUCACUGCAGACCGGCGAGACUCGCCAAGCCAUGAUGAACAUCGACAAGGUCAACAACAACCAUCGGACCCAAAGAAUGCGCACGGAAGCGAUGCCGUAGGAACGAUGAACAAAAAAAAGAAACCGAAAAACGAGGCCGGAGGCAAACACUGGGGCAGGGGCGCGAUGAUAGAAGAACUAUGUGCGAGUCCAGACGCUGCCUUUCUGCUCCUGCGGGCGCUACGGUCCAUUCCUGGCAUCCAGGAGGGGUCGUUGAGUGUAUUUGAUGUGGUGGAGAAACCCGAUACCUUCCACGCACGCCUGUCCGUGUCUAAUAAGCGAUACCGUUAUGUGAUACGGGAAGACUCGGCGUCGCCGUUUGAGGACAGAUACUGCUGGGCAUUGUGUCUCGAUCGCAACACCAGCAACAAACGACUAGACAUGUCUAAGCUACGAGCGGCUAGUGCUCAUGUUCUGGGUCCGCACGACAUGCGCAACUUCGCCAUCCUCGCCGAGAGAGACCCACGAAGUCCUGUGCGCAAUAUCACGAGACUGGAUAUAGACGUGUACGAUAUACAACUAGAUCCUAUAUAUACAAUGCAGGCACCCAUGUCUGCGGAGUAUGAUGCCGAAGCUGUCUUGGAGCGGCCACGCGCGGUUGGACUAGAUACCAUGCAGAAGAACGGUAGACCGUGUCGUAAAGUGGUCAUUACGGUAGAAUGUGACUACUUCCUCAUGCGUAUGGUAAGAAUGCUAGUUGGCACUCUUGUGGAUGUGGGGCUGGGUGCUUUGUCGGUGGAAGACUUCGAGAAACUACUGACACCGGAGUUUGCUAGCGAUACUGCUAUGAGCGAUAGUACGAGUGCUUCUCGCCCCGCUAUUGAUAAUACUAGUACGGGUAUUGGUAAGUCACAUGCGGGAUCAGCCAACGCCGGUGUUCAUAGGCGACCAAAAGCGGUACGCACAGCGCCGGCAAGAGGCUUAUUCAUGGUCUGUCCACUGUACGAUGGUGUAGGUACGGCCAUAGGGUGAACAGGAAACAGUUCGGACGAUUUCCGGAUCUGUUGGCGAGUUUUGCGCAUGUAGCACUGUUGAUGCAGUAGCACGAGUGCGAUAUUGUAAAGGUGGGUUGGCAGUGCCGAUACCGACCAGGAUUAGACGGCCCAUAUAUCUAGUAUAUGACUUGAUUUGGCACCAUGCAUUUGCUGUACUUUGGGUUGUGCAUGUGACGUGCUCAGGUUCAUAUUACACAGAGGCCAUGGAAAGUUAGCCGGGUUUGACCGUUAGCGGCGGAUGCGGCAAUAACUUGCUCGAGUCAUAAUCAAAGUGCCUUCCCAGCUCUUACGCAAGGAAGAAUGCUUUUGAUCGGUGUACAUUUGCUCAUCGUCAGGCUCAAAUCGGUUUUAUCUGUCGGUUGCUCUGAACAUUUGUACUAUGUCAACACUUCUGAGUAGAUUGGGUAUCUACUUAUGGACAGGUCAGAAAAUAGCACUCGGGCGGACGGGAUUUCUCACAUCGGAGUUCCGAUCAAACUUGAGGCCAGAGAUUAAUGUAUCGAGUAUCUCUAAUGCAAUCCAUCCCCGUGAGCGUAUGCAAGAUAAAUUGAUUUCAUGCAUGCAAAUU